AUAUCUACUCUCCACCGGUCCGCGCAACGAGACGAACCUGAGAAAAACGCCACCAGACCGACAUGGAGUCUAAACCCGCUCCUCUCGCCGUCUGCUUGGCUGUGGUUUCCGUGUUCAUCGCCCAACAUGGACGGGUUAGAGGACAACUCCCCCCACCUGUGUGUCAGACCUGGAACUCAACAAUUGUCGUGUGUAAAAGGGACUGGGCGGAUUCAACCCGCGCGCCUCUAAACCAAGUACCUCCCGGCAUCCCCGAGUCUGUCAUCACGGUGGAUCUCAGUGUAAACAACAUAACUAUACUGUAUAACGGCUCGUUUAGUGGGUUAAGAAACCUGAAAUCCUUAGACCUGUCUGGUAAUCCUAUACAGACUAUCGAAGUCGGUGCGUUCGCUGGGUUGGAGAAUUUAGAACGUCUUGAACUAAUAGCACUUGGCAAGUAUCCUCUUCAAAAUGGACUUUUCCAAGAUCUGCGAAACCUUAACUCUCUGACCGUGGAGACUCACACAGAUACAGUCGCCAGUGAGGGAGUGUUCACGGGGUUAUCUAAACUCAGGCAUUUAGCACUCUCCGUGAAAAAUAUCAGCAAUCUACCCGAUCAUAUUUUUGAUUCUUUGACUUCAUUGGAACGUCUAGAGAUACAGGAACUCAGUGAUGAACAUACAUACAUACAUGUAGAAGAGGACCUAAAUACCACCAUGAGAAGAGUCCACAGCGGAAGUGGGUUCUUACAACGACGCCUGCUGUGGGCACCGCUGCACGACCUUAAAACAUUGAGUCUGUACUAUCUACCAAGAGCCAGUGACCACUACUUUGGACCUGUAUUUAGAAACAUGUCCAAGUUGGAGACUAUAGAAAUGUUUCCCUUCCCCUAUUUACAUAUGUUAAUGACCAUCAAUGUUGAAAUGUUCCGGCCGCUGUUACCGACUCUUAAACAUUUAAUCACUGCCGCCCCGAUAGCUCCCGGCCUGCUGAAGUCACUCACACAUCUGCAGACGCUGGACGUCACUUCUUCUCCAUAUCCCGUCAUUAUCGACGUUCUGUCGGAACUCCGACACACGCAGGUUCAGGAACUGUCAUUUUACCUGAGGGGAAUUGACAAUAUAACAUCUGAUACUCUAGCGGGAUUAAAAGGUCUGAAACAUUUGAAAACAUUACUUCUAAAGUUUAGCGACAUGAGGGCCAUACAAGCUAACGCCUUUGCGGGUUUGUCACAUUUACAAAGGCUGGAUCUGGCGUAUGUCGCCUCCGAGACGUUGACUUUACACGACAAGGCGUUCAGCGGACUGUCCUCACUCACUCAUCUUAACUUGACAGGUAACAGAAUUUCUACUUUACCACCAGACGUGUUUGAAGGACUGUCCUCGCUCACUCAUCUUAACUUGAGCUAUAACAACUUGCGAACCUCCCAAGCUCAGCUUCCAGAGACGUUGGACUAUCUUGAUCUCAGUUACAAUAAGCUACAUAACAGACACACAGGUCAACCACCAUGUGACAGCCCUUUAUCAUUUAACCUCAGUGGUUUAAAAAGCGUGAAUCAUCUGAAUUUGAAUCAUAAUGAAAUUGGAUAUGUUGACGCCGAUUGUCUACCUAGGAAUAUUACUGUGCUUGAUUUGCAGCACAACAACAUAGGAUCCGUGUAUAAUCCAUUCUGCUUUGCGAACUCGAGUUUACGGUAUCUCGACCUUUCUAACAAUGAAAUCCAUGCUUUUUAUCAAUAUGAUACACCAUGUGAGCAAUCAGUCUUAGAAACACUUAGGUUGGAUAACAACGCGAUAAUAGAUAAAUCACUAGCACUAUUAUCACUAGUACUAUGGCCCCGGAAUCAAGUAAUUUUGAAAAUGUUGACUCUUUCUCACAACCAAGUCCAGCGUAUUGAAACAGGACAAUUGGCAGGGUUUGACCAGCUGGAACAUCUGGAUCUCAGUCAUAACAUGAUCAACACCGUCAUGCCAUCCGCCUUCCGUGGACUAUCGCGGCUACAGUUCCUGGAUCUCGGUAACAACAAGAUACAGUACAUAACACAGAUGACAUUUGAAGGUUUAGGCAACCUUACACAUUUAAACCUGGCAGCCAACAAGAUAGCAGAGAUCGGGGACGCCUUUCAGCGUCUGUACGGGUUGAGGCACCUGAAUCUGAGCAGCAACAGGUUGGCUGUGUUUAAUCAAACCACAUUUGGUCCUGUUGUCUACCGGUUAGAGACUAUCGACAUUGCAGACAACCCGUUUCUAUGUGACUGUAAGUUACUGUGGUUUGUUGAGUGGGCCCUGGAUAAAUACGACAGGGUAGCGAACUUCCACAACCCCUAUCCCGACUUCGGUCGAGGGUACACAUGCUUGACUCCAGCUCAUCUGCGUGGAAGACGUUUGCCAGACGGGUUGACGCAGAAACAACACUCUAACGACAGACAGGAUCCAUCAGAACGAAAGUUCUUCGACAGAGACUGUAGUCAUGGAUUCCGGCCCAACCGCCUCCUGGCCUGUGUGCUCGCCUCGUCGGGCAUCUUCGUCGCCAUGACGACCAUUUUCCUGGUUGACUACCACAUCGGCCGUGUUCAGUACUACCUGUGGAUGUUGGACAAGUGGAGGAGACCGAAGAUUGGCGAAGUAAAGAACCAAGGGCCGCCCAGAUACACGCACGAUGCUUUUCUUGCCUACAACAACCGGGACGUCGGGUGGGUUAUAAGGCAAGCGAUAGAGAAUCUGGAACCUGACUACAGUCUGGUCUUACACGAAAGGGACUUUGCAGUGGGCGCUCCCAUUGUGGAAAACAUCGCGGAUGCCGUGGAAAACAGCCGGAGAACCGUCUGCCUCAUCACCAGGCACUUCCUGAAGAGUAAGUGGUGCGAGUACGAGUUCCAGCUGGCCCAGUACCACAUGUUUGAGGAGGGGGGAGGGAGGCGUCUCAUCCUGGUGUUUCUGGAGAGGAUUCCUAACGAAAUGCUUAAACAGUUCCGCCAUCUGAACGCCGUAGUAAAGAGGGACACGUACCUGAUGUGGCCACACGACGUGCGGAAAAGGCCGCUGUUCUGGGGGCGGCUGCGAGACGCUCUGGGCGAUCCUCUACCCCGGGACCCAGAGCCUCAGCAGCAGGCACAAGCCCCGGAACGGAACAUUCCGGAACAACAGGCACGUGAUCCGGAACGGAACAUUCCGGAACAGGAGCCACAAGCUCUGGAACGGAACAUUCCGGAGCAACAAGCUCCGGGACGGAACAUUCAGGAAGAGCCGGUACGGAACAUUCCGGAGCAGCAAGAACAGGCUCCAGCAAGGAACAUUGUGGAAGUGCAGGUCCAUGCCCCCGUGCGGAACAUUCCGGAACUUCAGGUUGAAAUAGCCCCAGAUCCAGACGACCAGUGGUUCGGAGAUGGGGAUGACUUGCCUCUUAUACCGCUGUAGAUCAAGAUCAAGUUUACUGUGUCAACAGAAUGUUGUUUUUGGGUGGGCGUUUUUUUUUGUUUUCUUUGGAAAAUGCAUGUUGAUUUUUCCGUAAAGUCAUAU
Molecule: messenger RNA, 3497 nt
Organism: Branchiostoma belcheri (Belcher's lancelet)
Lineage: Eukaryota; Metazoa; Chordata; Leptocardii; Amphioxiformes; Branchiostomatidae
Product: toll-like receptor 13
Exons: 1
Coding region: 63-3395 (1110 amino acids)
Biological process (GO): inflammatory response; toll-like receptor signaling pathway; immune response
Cellular component (GO): membrane
Molecular function (GO): transmembrane signaling receptor activity; protein binding
Source: RefSeq, a predicted model, not a curated record